Molecule: messenger RNA, 2661 nt
Organism: Pteropus alecto (black flying fox)
Lineage: Eukaryota; Metazoa; Chordata; Mammalia; Chiroptera; Pteropodidae
Gene: ANAPC5
Product: anaphase promoting complex subunit 5
Exons: 17
Coding region: 102-2435 (777 amino acids)
Biological process (GO): protein K11-linked ubiquitination; positive regulation of mitotic metaphase/anaphase transition; anaphase-promoting complex-dependent catabolic process
Cellular component (GO): anaphase-promoting complex
Molecular function (GO): protein binding
Source: RefSeq, a predicted model, not a curated record
ACGGUGUCGGCGGGCCGGACGUAUAGCAAGUCGUGAUGUUCCCUGCGCCGGAACUUGGGCGUUAGUGGCCUCCGGGACCCUGGGUUUAGUCUCGGGGCGCCAUGGCCAGCGUCCACGAGAGCCUCUACUUCAACCCCAUGAUGACCAAUGGGGUGGUGCACGCCAACGUGUUCGGCAUCAAGGACUGGGUGACGCCGUAUAAGAUCGCGGUGCUGGUGCUGCUGAACGAGAUGGGCCGCACGGGCGAGGCUGCGGUCAGCCUCAUGGAGCGGCGGAGGCUCAACCAGCUGCUCCUGCCACUGCUGCAGGGCCCAGAUAUUACACUGUCAAAACUAUACAAGUUAAUCGAAGAAUCUUGUCCUCAGCUAGCAAAUUCAGUACAGAUCAGAAUCAAACUGAUGGCCGAAGGCGAAUUGAAGGAUAUGGAACAAUUUUUUGAUGACCUUUCAGAUUCUUUUUCCGGAACUGAACCAGAGGUUCACAAAACAAGUGUAGUAGGUUUAUUUCUGCGUCACAUGAUCUUGGCCUACAGUAAGCUUUCUUUCAGUCAGGUGUUUAAACUAUACACUGCCCUUCAACAGUACUUCCAAAAUGGUGAGAAAAAGCCAGUGGAGGACGCUGAUAUGGAACUGACUGGCAGAGAAGAGGGUGAAAGAAAAAUGGAAAAAGAAGAACUUGAUGUAUCUAUAAGAGAAGAGGAGGUAUCUUGCAGUGGGCCACUGUCCCAAAAACAAGCAGAAUUUUUUCUUUCUCAACAGGCUUCUUUGUUAAAGAAUGAUGAGACCAAAGCCCUCACUCCAGCUUCUUUGCAGAAGGAAUUGAACAAUUUGUUGAAAUUUAACCCUGAUUUUGCUGAAGCGCAUUAUCUGAGCUACUUAAACAACCUCCGGGUCCAGGAUGUUUUCAGUUCAACUCACAGCCUCCUGCAUUAUUUCGACCGCUUGAUUCUUACUGGAGCCGAAAGCAAAAGUAACGGGGAAGAGGGCUAUGGCCGGAGCUUGAGGUACGCCGCCCUGAACCUGGCCGCCCUGCACUGCCGCUUCGGACACUAUCAACAGGCAGAGCUUGCCCUGCAGGAGGCGAUUAGGAUUGCCCAGGAGUCCAACGAUCACGUGUGUCUCCAGCAUUGCUUGAGCUGGCUUUAUGUGCUGGGGCAGAAGAGAUCUGAUAGCUACGUUCUGCUAGAGCAUUCUGUGAAGAAAGCAGUACAUUUUGGGUUACCGUACCUCGCCUCCCUGGGGAUACAGUCCCUCGUUCAGCAGAGGGCUUUUGCUGGGAAGACGGCAAACAAGCUGAUGGAUGCGCUGAAGGACUCCGACCUCCUGCACUGGAAACACAGCCUGUCGGAGCUCAUCGACAUCAGCAUCGCACAGAAAACAGCCAUCUGGAGGCUCUAUGGCCGCAGUCACGGCGGGCUGUGGCCGAGGGGCAGCCUGGCCCCGACUGACGGGUCCCUUCCCCUCCCCGCCAGCACCAUGGCGCUGCAGCAGGCCCAGAUGCUGCUGAGCAUGAACAGCCUGGAGGCGGCGAACGCGGGCGCGCAGCAGAACAAUACCGAGUCGUUCGCAGUGGCGCUCUGCCACCUCGCAGAGCUGCACGCCGAGCAGGGCUGUUUCGCUGCAGCUUCAGAAGUGUUAAAGCACCUGAAGGAACGAUUCCCACCUAACAGUCAGCAUGCCCAGUUAUGGAUGCUUUGCGAUCAGAAAAUACAGUUUGACAGAGCAAUGCAUGAUGGCAAAUAUCAUUUGGCUGAUUCACUUGUUACAGGAAUCACAGCUCUUAAUAGCAUAGAAGGUGUAUAUAGAAAAGCAGUUGUACUACAAGCUCAGAACCAAAUGUCAGAGGCACACAAGCUUUUACAAAAAUUGUUGAUUCAUUGUCAGAAAAUCAGGAACACAGAAAUGGUGAUCAGUGUCCUGCUGUCCGUGGCAGAGCUGUACUGGCAGUCUUCCUCCCCCACCAUCGCGCUGCCCGUGCUCCUGCAGGCCCUGGCCCUCUCCAAGGAGUACCGGCUACAGUACUUGGCCUCCGAAACAGUGCUGAACUUGGCCUUUGCCCAGCUCAUCCUCGGAAUCCCAGAACAGGCCUUAAGUCUUCUCCACAUGGCCAUUGAGCCCAUCUUGGCUGACGGAGCUGUCCUGGACAAAGGCCGUGCCAUGUUCUUGGUGGCCAAGUGCCAAGUGGCUUCAGCAGCUUCCUAUGAUCCACUGAAGAAAACAGAAGCUGUGGAGGCCGCCAUUGAGAACCUCAACGAAGCCAAGAACUAUUUUGCAAAGGUGGACUGCAAAGAGCGAAUCAGAGACGUCGUUUACUUCCAGGCCAGACUCUACCACACCCUGGGGAGGACCCAGGAGAGGAACCGAUGUGCCAUGCUGUUCCGGCAGCUGCACCAGGAGCUGCCCUCACACGGGGUGCCCUUGAUCAAUCAUCUGUAGUGAGAAUGCCCGUGCUGGCAGAGUGUAAGAUUUCAGACUUGUUUACAGUCCUUCUCUCCACAUAAAUGGUGUAUUUGAUGUCUGCCUUGUCAAUAAACUGCAUUCUGAUUUGUUUGUCUUAUUUUGCUGCUAGAAUAUACAUAAUUGUUUUGUUCUCCAAUUUCCUUUUGAUUGCAAAAGACACCCAACUUUUUGUUAAUACACAGCUAUUAGUAUAAGUGUUAAA